Molecule: messenger RNA, 1368 nt
Organism: Cryptomeria japonica (Japanese cedar)
Lineage: Eukaryota; Viridiplantae; Streptophyta; Pinopsida; Cupressales; Cupressaceae
Exons: 5
Coding region: 1-1368 (455 amino acids)
Source: RefSeq, a predicted model, not a curated record
AUGGCAAGUGUUAAUAAAAAACUGAUUGAAGAAAUACAGGGUCUUAUAGAUGCACAUGAAAGGUUUGGAGAAGAAUUGAAGAGUGAAUUUGAUGAAUGUAAAGAAAUAACACGAUAUGGUUUUGUAGAGUUGAUAGAUCAGAAUGGAGGAAUCAAGGAUAAAGACAAGUGGCUCUUAGAAUGUCAUACCCUUCUCAAUUCUUCUCUUGACGUUUCUCAUUUUGAUGGCUUGGAAUUGACAAGGACUAUGGAACAGAUGGAAAAUUUCAUCACAUGGGAGAUUGUUGUUAGGGACCUAAUCCAUGAUGCAGACACCUAUAAAUCAGAAGAUUACUUGAAGCAUAUUCAGAAAUGUGAUACUCAAGAAGUAAAUGUUGUUGUUGACAGAGAGACCAGUGAGGAAAAAAAGAAAAAUGUGACUACUGAGUCACCGAUUGCAGAUGCUGAGGUUGAGAUCAAUGAUACUAUAAAUAUGAACAUAGAAAAACCUACUCAGGUCAGUUUAAUGCCAGGGAGAGUAAAGGCAAUUGCUGAUGAAACUGUUGAUAAUUGGGACUUAUUCUUUGUUGAAAAGGAAAAGAAGGAAGAAAAAGAGAGACAAAAAAUCGAUAAAUCUUUUACCAAGGCAGAGGAACAUGCAGAGAUACAAGUUGAGGAACAGGCUACAGAACAAGUUGAAACACAGGUCGAUCAUGAGGAAGAGAAAAUGGAGGAAGUGAAUACUGAGAACAUUGAUCCGAAGUCAAAUAUUAUGUUCACCAUGAAUGUGGACACUCAGGACAUCAAUGUAGUUAUAGACAAAUCUUCUAAGAAUAUUAAAAAGGAAACUGAGCAGAAAUUGGAGAAACCGGUAGAGAUGGAACUUGAACAGAUCACAUCCAAACCGGCAGUGGAUUCAAGUGAGGCGGGACAAGAGAAAGAGGAAAAUGUGAAGGCAAUGGAAGCUAAGAUAAAAAUCAUUACAGAGCCUGGUACAUCUUCUUUGGAUUUUAGACCUACUAAUGUGACCGAUGUCUUAUUGGAUUCUACCAGAAAGAUCACCGAAUGCAAUGCCUUACCAUUUAAGGCUAUUGAUGACACCUUACCUAUUUUGCGGCAGAUAGCACCGACAUGUAAGGUAGAUGAUAUUAUAGGUUAUGUUGGUAAGUUAGACACAUUGUCUAAGUUUAUUUCAUCCAAUAUUGAAUCAAUUGAUAAGAUUAAUGAGGACACAAUAAGAGAAAGGACACAUAAGGAAAUAGACGAUAUAACAGAUAACCUGAUUGGUUCAUCUAAGCUAACUUUAGUUUUGGAUAGAGAAAUGGUAGUGUAUGAGGAGAAAAUUGAAAAUAUUAAAAGGGAGAAAGCUAGAAUAAGGCCAGAAGCCUAG